AUGUACAAAUUUGGAGCCACAUUCUACUCGCAAAAGCAACAGGGCCUUAGGCCACAGGCAGCAUCUUUCAAGAGAGCUGAUGAGGCUCAGAACACAUUUCUUGUUGCUCAUCAAUUCAAGCUCAACUCGGAGGGCAAACCGCUUUGGGCAUUUGGUAGCUACAAAAAUCUGCAGAGCUUCCUGGAAUGCACAAAGUAUGUACCAGCCACUGAAUGCUUCUUCUUUGAGCAAAUCCGCGAUGGGACAUCUUGCUGGGAAUACUACGACCUGGAAUGGGAUCCCUCAAAGACAGAGGACACUGAGGAGACAAUCUUCUCAGAUUUUUUGCAGCAAAGGAAUGCCUUCUGUCUAGAAUAUGAGGUCUUAGCUUCUGAGUGCCGCAUCUUGAGUGCAUCAAAUGCUGAAAAAGGGUCAAUGCAUAUCAUCUUAUCAGGGUCUGGAUUCAAGUUCAGAGACAACACAUGCCAUAUGAAAAACUUUAUGGACGCCUUCCAUUUGAUGGUUAAAGAACAUCCACUUUCAAAACACAUUGAUUGGAUUGUCUACACAAAGAAUCGAAACUUCAGAUGCAUCAAUAGUGCUAAGCGCCAUGAUCCAACAAGGGUUCUCCGACCUGCAAUUUGGCACAAUGCCUCCUGCUCUGCACCUGAGAGUGAGUUUUUUGUCACCAAUGUGAGUGCUGAUGCCACAGAUAUUGUGCAUUGUCAUCUUGCAGCAAGCAAAGGUGCUAGAAAUAAAGUACCUCAAGUACAGGGGUCUGAGCAGGAUCAAGACCAAGAGCAAAACGAAAAGUUGCCACCUAGUGUGAUUAAAGCAAUAAAUACCAUGCUUGCAAAUAUGGAUUGCUUGUCACAGUUCAAGAUUGGCGAAUCUCAUAACAAUCGUAUGCACCUGAAGCGUAUAAGAUCAGGGCACUGUCAAAUAUGUAAUAGGAUCCACGACAAUGACAAUGCAUAUGUGACAAUUGCAGAUCAGGGGAAAGUGUACCUCCACUGCUAUAGGGUGGAUGCAAAUUCCAGGCGUGAUGGACUUCAAAUUGGCAAACUGGAUUUUCCAAGCAUGAUCGCACUUCGAGUACAUAGGGCACAGACCAAUCAAGAAGAAACAAUCACUGCGAACAAACAUUGCUCACUUCGCCAUUUGGAGUAUAAGAAAGUUAUGAAGCUGCUGCAAAACCAGAAACAGAGUCUUGUGAUCCGCAGUGAACCAGACACUGCUAAGACCUCUUUUGUUGAAAGUUUUAUGGAUAGGCACAAGAACUUAGCAUACAUUUUUGUGUCUCCUCGACAAUCACUAGCACGCAAUCUAGAGAAGCGCCUUGAGCUAAGGAGCUAUCUUAGUUUCCCUGGGCCUGUCUCUGGGAAGCGCGUGAUCAUUCAAGCUGAGUCCUUAUAUAAGCUUGACCUUGAAUACUAUAGCAUGGAUGUGGUCCUGGUCUUGGAUGAGGUCUGCUCUAUUUUUGAACAGAUGACAAGUGUGGGCACCAUGAAAGGCCGCCAUGGCGCAAACAAUCAAGUCCUAGAAGAACUUAUGCGCAAGUCCAAGAGGGUAAUUGCCUUGGAUGCUGAUGUGACAGACCGAGAGGCUGAAAUCAUCAAGUCUGUGAGGAGCGAUGUUUUUGUCAUUCACAACACUUUCAAGCCACAGCAAGGGCAUCAAGUUGUGUGCUUCCAGCAUAAAGAAGUCUUAGAGUCUCAUGUUAUUGAUCUUGUAAAAUCUGGUCAUAAGGUCUGGAUAUCAACCACACACUCAGCUGAAGAUGCCGAGACCCUGCAUAAGACACUGCAGAAAAUGGGCAGAAGGGGUGUCUGUAUCACAAAGAACACAUCUGAUGCUGAUAAGAUUGGCAUCUCACAAAAUAUCAACAAAAUUGUGCUGGACCUUGACUAUUUCAUUCACACUCCGACCAUCACAGUUGGUAUAGACUGCAAUGUGAAGCAUUUCAACUAUGUCGUGGGGUUCUUUGAAGCACAAACUGGCGUCAUUGUUGAAACAUGUAGACAGAUGUUGCGACGACCGCGAAAUGUCAGCACUCAAAAAUAUCUCAUCUAUAUCAAAAAUGUAACUAGCAAUCUACCCACCACUUUCAGAGAGAUUGUUGAGUAUAUGGAAAGCCAGGAAGUGCGACUGAAUGGAUGUGAAUUAGACAUAAGUGGAUUUCCUUAUAUAUCUCAAAUGGGUCAGCCUCCAUCCGUUGACUUGAAAGUGCUAUAUGCAUUAAUAUACAUGCAGACACUCAUCAAGAAGCACUUGACAAAGAAUGACUUUUAUCAACGCUUUAUUGACCAAAUGGUCCAAGUUGGCUGCAGUGUACAGGAAGCUGACUCGCAUCUGUGUAAAAACGAUGAAUAUACUGUGGAACUAAACCAAAACAAGAAAGAGCUGCUACAUAUCAAGUACACAGGAAUUUCGAAAGCUAGGGUCCUUGAUACUGAGGAGUUUUCUCGGUUAGAUGUACAAAACAGUCGAACACAGGAGGAACAAUAUGCUGUGACGAAGUAUAAGCUAAUGGAGACCUACAGUGUACAAGAUGCAUCUCUUUUGACUCCUGAUUGGGUUGAGAAAUAUGACAAACCUCGAGAGAAGAAGAUCUAUAAGAAUCUUGCUAUGUUGAAAGAGGACCCCACACUUCAAAUCUUGCGACAAGAAGAUAGAUUGGGUCUCAAAUGUGGCAAAGCUACAGUUGGGGUUCACACACUGGGAAAUUCGAGAUACCUCAGGUUUAAGUAUGCAAAAGACAUUCUUGACAGCUGUGGAUUUGAUUCGCCAUUUGAUGACAGAGAGAUGUCAGCUGAGGAGCUCAAGAGAAAAAUAGAUCUUCGUUGGUCAGAUUUGGUCAAGGACGGAAGUAUGAGAGACAUCUGCACUCAGCUGGGGAUUAGAUGCCCCUCACACAACAAUUGGGACUUCAAAAAUAAGAAAAGCUUUUUGAAUAGUGUGUUGAACGAGAUUUGGGGGAUCCACAUAGUCAGAACUGAUCACAAGUCGCAUCAUUAUUAUAUCAAGUAUAUGACAGAGGUUGGUAAACACAAAGAUGACUUUUUCAUGACACAAGAGCUUGCAAGUUGGCCCCUGGUGCGUGCGCAGGGCUUGACUCACCCUCCAAAAGAAAUUGGGAAGGCGGACAUCCGAACCCGAGAAGUUGCCCAAAAUACAAAUAAAUGUAAGAUAUUCGAAGGUCCAAGCUACAUCCGAAGGCUCUCAGAAAGAUUUAUCUGGGUGGCCAAAUCAGUUUCGAGCUCGGAUGUCCGCCUAAUGUCAGGUGUUGGUCGUCGAAGAUACUCUCCGUCCACGCAGAGGCGGACAAGGUUUGAUGUAGUAGCAGCCGUUGCAAAUUCUCAAAAGUCCUCCAUUGUUGCGUCCCACCCGAAUUUGAAACAUUGUCAAUACAUAGGAUCCGUACUUCUCAAAGAACUCUGCGGGUCGGUCGAUAUUAUACCCUUCAUGCUUUGCCAGAUGUAUAUGGUGCGGGAUAUUGCUCUUGGAUGGCUUCGUGUGACCGCCACACUUACGCAGGAAGAACAACCGAAACUGCUUAUCAAGGGGUCCUGUAAGCUUUGGGAGGACGAUGAACAGUCUGGGGAUUGGGUAUUCGUGCAAUUCGUAGGUCUGAGUGAUGGGAGCUUGCACUCGGCUUUGAAUGAUGGCUAG
Lobosporangium transversale is the source of this 3651-nucleotide messenger RNA. RefSeq lists its product as hypothetical. Gene Ontology annotation, molecular function: ATP binding; DNA replication origin binding. The coding region runs from base 1 to 3651 and encodes 1216 amino acids. NCBI's taxonomy places the organism in Eukaryota, Fungi, Mortierellomycota, Mortierellomycetes, Mortierellales, Mortierellaceae. Gene Ontology annotation, biological process: DNA replication. The record is from RefSeq and is a predicted model, not a curated record. The transcript has 5 exons.